AUGCAAACAACAUCAUCCAUAUCCAACGAGCUUCAAAAACGAGGUCUCCCUGCUUUGCUACCACUUGGAUCAUCGCCAUACCCAGCUCUAGCAAGCUCUGCUAUCUGUGCGAUAUCGACAUUACGAGUUUUACGAGGUGCAUCAGGGUAUCCGAAUCUACUAGCUUCAGCUGGUUUUACCUUUCUCUUUGGCGGAUGUGGAUAUGUAUUGACUCAGGAUGUAAAUAAUGGACAGUCAACUGCUGUAGCGUGGGGUAUAUGCUAUGAAUCCUUGUUUCUAAGGCAAGCGCUUACAAGCAGGAAGCCAGGCCCAAUAGCCGGAGCUGUGUUUGUUGGAGUGUCUAGUCUGAUGUACUUGUCAGAGGUGCUUACUCGGGUGGCUGAUUGA
Messenger RNA from Synchytrium microbalum, 387 nucleotides. RefSeq lists its product as uncharacterized. NCBI's taxonomy places the organism in Eukaryota, Fungi, Chytridiomycota, Chytridiomycetes, Synchytriales, Synchytriaceae. Bases 1 to 387 code for a protein of 128 amino acids. The transcript has 3 exons. The record is from RefSeq and is a predicted model, not a curated record.